AUGUUACACUUUAAAAGAAAACUAAAAACGGCUAGUUGGCUCGUGUGCUUUCUUUUUAUCCUUGAAAUCGUUAUACAUUAUGUAAAUCAAAAUAUCAAGCAAUCAAAUACUCAGCAUUCGAUAUUACAAACAUCACCAUCCGUUCGAUCUUUGAAAACAACAGUGAAAUGCGUCGGUCCUUCCUACAACCAAUCGUGUCUCUAUCAAAAUCUUUAUUAUAUCAAGCAAGGAUUUUUAGCCUUAUCUUUAAAAGAAGAUAAUUUAACACUACCAGGUGUUCGACUAGCCGCAUUAGCAACAACUGAGUAUCGUCCACGUCAUCUUAUAUUCGAUACGUAUGAAAAAUUGCAUCAGUUCGUUCGUUCGGAGAACGAACCAAGAAUGUUAUCGGGACUAACAAUUCAUUUUAAUCAACUUUGGCAUGGUAAUGUUGGCCAUGCUCUAUUCGACGGACUUUAUCCAGCCUAUAUUGCCGCGAUACGCUUUGCUCCGAAACAUCUCCAACCGUUCCGAGUUCUUGUUGGCUUUGACAAAAGUCAAUGUCAAACAUGUUUUAGCGAAGAUAUUUACAGUCGUUUUGCCGGACUUGGAUUAAUUAAAUCGAAUGUUCUCGAUGUACUUGCCCAACGUCAAUGGUUCGUUUUCGAAGAAAUCAUUCUCGGUAGUGGAAUGAUGUGUCAACGUUGCAUUCAAUCCAACUAUCAGCUCGCCGGUGGAGUAGAACUCGACGGGUCUCGACUAUUUCGUGAUCGAAUGUAUAAACAGCACGGUCUACUUCCUCCACAUAUUCGACGUAAUCAUUCAGCAGAACGUCGUGAUGUCACAAAACCAUUGAAUGCUUAUAUUGUUCAUAACAAACGUUUUACAAAUCAAGAACAAGAAGAUUUGAAAUUAGCAAUGGAUGAAAUCAAUAAUCAUACAAAUUUGUACUUAAACAAAAGCAUUGAUGAGAUUAGAUCACUACCAUAUCCACUUGUACGAGUUUUUUACCUUGAUUAUCGAAAUAUUACUGCACAAAAUAAUGUUUCUGUUGGUAUUGAUGCAACUGCAAUCGAUUCAAAAUCUCCGACGUAUGAAUUAUUAGAUAAUAAUUUCAUUGCUCAACUACGAACGGUACGUAAUAUGGAUAUUCACAUCACCGGGCCAGGUACAGGACAAAUGUAUCAAACAUUUCUCUCCGAUGGAUCAGUGAGUAUUAAUCUUGGAGGAAUGAAUCCCUAUAAAAAAGAAACAACACCUAUUGCUUAUCCAUCAUUUCUCGAACAAUAUGUCACAGCGGGAACACCGUAUAUCAAAGGCCUUUAUUAUCCGAUUAAUAAGCGACGCGAUGGAAUUAAACGAGCCGAAGUCGUUCAGUUGAUUCGUCAAGCAGCAGAACUAAUUAUGAAAGGAUACGCAAUUCCAGUCAGUUCGAAAGAAAAUCUAGCUCCAGAUGGUCAAGUUUUUGUCGAUCAGUGUCAAGGCGAUGCAAAUUUUUGCCAAUUAGUAACUAUUAGAAGAAGCGGUCAAUUUUGGUGCAAUAAUAUGUGGACGGAAGAUUUAGUUCACGAACGUCGACAAUGGGCGGAAGGAGGAUUUCCCAUCAACGGCGCCAACGUUAUUUGUCCAUUCAAUCGAACAUUGUUACGUAGUUUAAGAAACAAAUAUGGAAUUGAAUAUCGUCCUGGCCGAGAAUAG
Adineta ricciae is the source of this 1677-nucleotide messenger RNA. Lineage: Eukaryota; Metazoa; Rotifera; Eurotatoria; Adinetida; Adinetidae. The record is from the annotation of a GenBank genome assembly.